GGGGUCCGAGUUCAUUCCAAGUGCUGUUCGCAACGGGGCAGAAGCCGUCUACGACGCGCAAACAGGGUCUCGCUCGACGCAGUAUGGCGGGGCCGUACACGUCCCGUCGGUCGCCCGUGCUGUCGCUGGGCGGCGGAGCCAGCACCGACGACCCGCUCGCCACUGCCGCGGCCAUCGAGGUGCUGAAUCGCGGUGGAAACGCGGCGGACGCGGCGGUGGCCGCAGCGGCCGCGCUCCAGGUGCUCAAGCCGUACGCGACGGGCAUCGGAGGCGACUGCUUCGCCCUCUUCUACGACGCCCAGACGCGAGCCGUGCGCUGCAUCGACGGAAGCGGUCGCAGCCCUGCAGCCUUGACCCGGGAGCUGUUCGUAGCCGGAGCGAACUCUGGCAUGGAGGCCACCGUUCCUGGUGCCGUCAAGGGCUGGUUUGACACCCUGCGCCACUGCGGCAGCGGACAGGUGUCCAUGCGUGAGGUCCUGGCACCGGCCGUGCGUCUUGCCCGUGGUGGCUUCCCUGUGGGCGUGGUGAACGCGGCCCACUGGGCCACCUACGAAUCCAGGCUAGGCGAGCUGGUGGGGGGAGCCUACUUCCUACCCACGCCGCGAGCGGGACAGGUGCUGCGAAACGAGCCACUCGGCGACCUGCUCGAGCGACUGGGCCGAGAGGGCGCGGAUGCCUUCUACAAGGGGCCCGUAGCCGACGCUGUGGCGGCGGCCGUCAAGCGGGCGGGAGGCGUGCUGGAGGCGACCGACCUCCUCCGACACCCGGCGGACAGCGGCGACGGCCUGGUGGCUCCCGUGAGCACCACCUACCGCGGCGCCCGGGUGCACACGGUGCCGUUUCCCAGUCACGGAAGCGUGCUUCUCGAGGCGCUCAACAUCCUCGAGCGGUUCGAGCUGCGCGACCGGGAACGAUGCGCGCACCUGCUGGUCGAGGCCCUGCGGCUGGCGCUCGCGGACGGCCUCGGCUGGGUGGCCGACGGGGGACCGGCGCGGGACGGCCGGAUGGCUUCCAAGGAGCACGCCGAGGGCCGCAUCGUGGACGUCGAGCGGGCCCGGCAGUGGAGCGAGGCGGACCUGCCGAACGCUCCGGAGCAGUCGCACACCGUGUUCCUGGUGACCGCCGACGAAAGAGGCAAUGCCUGCGCGUUCAUCAACAGCAAUUUUUUGGGCUUUGGAUGUGCCAUUGUCGAGCGGUACGGAUUCGCAGUCCACUGCCGCGGCCGCGGGUUCAGCGCCGUGGCGGGCCACCCGAACUGCGCGGGCCCCUGCAAGAAGCCGUACCACACGUUGAUGCCAGUGCUGGUGACGGACACCGCGAGCGGUGACUGGUUGGCCGCGCUGGGCACCAUGGGCGGAUACACGCAGCCGCAGGUCGACCUGCAGCUCCUCCUCGCCAUGAUGGAAGGGGGCCUCGACCCGCAGUCGGCGCUGGACGCUCCCAGGCUGUACAUCGGCGACGGCAGAACCCUGCGGCCGGAUGAUCCGCUCUUCCUGGAGGAAGGGUUUCCGGAGGACGUGGUCGCCGACCUCCGGCGCAGGGGUCACCGCAUUGCACCAGGCUUUGUGCCGCCUUCUGCUCGAAGCACCAGAAGCAUGGCCCACAUCGUGGCACGAGGCAGCUGGUGGGACCGCACUCGCGAGUGUGCGGUCGAGCAAGUGGCGCAAGUCCUGUGGUUCGGCUGCGAGCCCCGGAGCGACGGCGUGGCAGCCGCAGCACCGCCUCAAGACGUGCUCUGAAGACUGCGGCGUGCGCGGUCGCGCCAUGUUGCGGCAGCACACGCAUCAAGAAGCCUCAGACGAGCGAUGCAGUCAAGGUCACAUCCGCGGCUUCGCCAUCGAGCUUCAGGCGUUGUACGAAUGAAAUUGACAUAGCGUCACAUAGUUAUUAAACACGAAUGGGCUCGUUGGCGCAUUUUCCGAGGCUGAAGCAAAAUAAAGUGCAAUAAAAGGCAAAAAACUAGAAAAACCGACAAGUAAGGGGGAUAACUUCAACAGGAACUAAGCGCCUGUUGAAAGCGUCUUCGUACGGCACAUCGCACUCGCAAUAAUAUUCUCAAGAGUGGUAGCGGGAGGUAAACAAACAGGCCGGACCCCAUUAGAUAUGCAUUAGGAAGUACCAUAGAAUGAUAACAGUGGCAGAGCAAUUGACACAUGCAAGGACCAUCAUUCACUCGCAACACUCGCUUAGUCCUGUGGAAGUUCGCGCUCUGUCCUGUCUGUUUCUUCUCUUCCACUGCCGUUGA
Dermacentor andersoni is the source of this 2245-nucleotide messenger RNA. RefSeq names its product glutathione hydrolase-like YwrD proenzyme. Lineage: Eukaryota; Metazoa; Arthropoda; Arachnida; Ixodida; Ixodidae. The record is from RefSeq and is a predicted model, not a curated record.